AUGGCUGGGCCGGGAAGAUGGGAAAUGUUAAAAAUAAUUGCACACCUUACGCUAAUCCUGCUGACCGGUGACACCUGGCACCCGGCGGAGAGUAGGUCAGUUGGCACCCAGGAACCGGGGCCUGCAUUCCCGGAUGUGCAGCCGAACGCUGUCGCUAUCCCUCGUGUGGAGAUUGUUGCUGCCUUGACCGAUAUUGGGGACAAACUGUUGCUGUACACCGAGGGCAAUGGACGCCUGUUUAUCGUCGAUCGUCGCCAGAUGGAGUGCCACGAGCAGGUACACGUGUACGAACUGCCGCUGGAACCUACGGCCGUGUCGAAGGAGGACGAGCAGUACCUGAGAAGUGGCGAUAUACCGUGCUGGACGGUCCAAGGAUCGCCGGUGAUGAUCGCGCUAAAGGAUGGGGUUGAAAUGCAAACCAAUCACAGAAAUGACCCGACGCACCACACAGGAACGCGGAAUAAACGCAACAUCGAUGGAGAUAUUGGGGCAAACAGUUUAAAGCCAAUGAACGCCGAACGAAGUGGGACUAACGAUCAAAAAGAACUCCGCAUCGAGGGAUUUCGGAUCGAGCAUGCAGAAGUAGCGCCCGAAAUGGUAGAUGGAGUAACGUCCGUACGCGUUAAUUCACCGGUAAUGGUGCGUUUGUUUGGAAGGGGCAUUACGCCCGACACCGUCAUCGUAUUCACGCACGAACGUUCGCGGUUCCUUGGUUCGUGUCAGAUACCGGUCACGGAGAAGUUUCGCGUGACGAAUGUGGAAGAUAGUGGUAGAAGUGCGCUGGUAGAGAUCGAGCUACCGGACGUGAUCAAGAACAAGAAGUACUUCUAUAUGUGCGCCAAGUACGAAAGCACCGAUGCGCUAAAAAGAUCGGAAGAGAACGACCAGGAAGCUACCAAGGAUACGCCGUUCCUACAUCAGGGAUUGGAUUCGUGGAUGCGUUUGACCACAAACAAACCAUUUUUGCCAUACUGGCUGUCGAUAAUGAUCAUAUGCUUCUGUCUCAUGUUUUCUGCGCUCUUCUCCGGACUUAAUCUAGGGCUAAUGUCUUUGGAUAGAACUGAUUUGAAGAUCCUGUGCAAUACGGGCAGUGAUAAGGAGAAGCAAUACGCCAAUGCGAUCAAACCGGUGCGGGAUAUGGGAAACUAUUUGCUGUGCAGCAUUCUGCUCGGCAACGUGCUAGUCAACUCAACGUUUACCAUUCUGCUGGACAGUCUCACCUCGGGGCUGUUUGCCAUCGUUGGUUCCACGAUCGCAAUUGUAAUUUUUGGCGAGAUCACUCCACAGGCUAUCUGUUCGCGUCACGGACUCGCGGUGGGAGCUAAAACGAUCUUGAUAACGAAAGCGGUGAUGGUGCUUACUUUCCCAUUGUCGUACCCUACCUCGAAGAUACUCGAUUUUCUUUUGGGCAAAGAAAUAGGUAAUUUCUACGAUCGCGAGCGUCUCAAGGAACUGGUUAAGGUUACCAACGAUGUUAACGAUUUGGAUAAAGAUGAAGUGAACGUCAUCGCCGGUGUACUGGAGCUGCGCAAGAAAACGGUACAACAAGUGAUGACACGUCUUGAGGAUGCGUACAUGCUUUCCAUGGAUGGCACACUAGAUUUUGAAAAAAUUGCCGAAAUCAUGCAGUCAGGUUACUCACGUAUUCCCGUGUACGAUGGGGAAAAUCGUGAAGAAAUUAUCUCGAUUUUGCACAGCAAGGAUCUAGCUUUCAUCGAUCCGGAUGAUAACACACCGAUCCGCCAGAUGUGUGAGUUUUACAUGAAUCGGUUACACUUCGUAUUCUACGAUCAGACGCUAGACGUGAUGUUCAAGGAGUUCAAGACUGGUGCGUUUGGACACAUGGCGUUCGUCCAUCGGGUGAAUGCGGAUGGUGAUGGUGAUCCGUUCUACGAAAUCAUUGGUCUCAUCACGAUGGAGGACGUGCUUGAAGAAUUGAUACAGGCUGAAAUUAUCGAUGAAACGGACGUCUACACGGACAACAGAAGCAAGAUACGGCGCAAGGGUAUCAAGCGACCGGAUAUCCCCACGUUCGUGCAUCGUCCCGCUGAUACCGACGAACAGCGCCUGCGCAUUGGGCCGCAGCUAAUGUUCGCUACGUAUCAGUACAUAUCAACUGCGGUCGCAGCUUUCAAGCGCAAUGUGAUGUCAGAAACGAUGCUGAGACGUUUGUUGAAUCAAAACAUUUACCAUCAGAUCAAGAUCAAGAGCAAGGAUCGGAAAGAUCGCGUUGACAUUAUCAACCGUGGCACCCCGAUCGACUAUUUCGUGCUGAUACUUGAGGGACGUGUGGAGGUAACCGUCGGCAAGGAGGAUCUUUUGUUCGAGAGCGGCCCGUUCACUCAUUUUGGACUGCAAGCGAUUGUACAGAGCGCAAGCAACGAACAAUCGCUCAAUACACAACAGGAAAUCUUGGGAUCACUUGAAUCUAUCAAUCGGGAUGAAAGCAUUCGAGACAAUUUCACGCCCGACUACACGGUGCAAGCGAUCACUGAUGUGUUGUAUAUGCAGAUUCCACGUAAACUCUAUCUGGAUGCCAAGCGCGCUACGUUGAGGGAACGUGCACAGAAACUGGGCGAUCAAUCGAUGGAACCGAUCGACACAGAGGGGGAACAGCUAAUGCACUCGCUAGAUAAAGGCGACCAAAAUAGUUUGACGCCUGACGCUACGAACCUGACCGUCAAUUCCGGUGCGCCGGCUAGCAAAUCGUCCAGCGAUGUAGCCUCCCCGACCACGGCUUUAAAUGAACAUCGAUCACCUAUACAAAAGACACGGGAAUUGUCGCUGGGAACUCUGAAUCGGAUCCCAGCAGUGUCCCAUUGCUGCCAAAGCCAUAACCCACGGUGUUCCUCAUUGUGCUGUACUACCCUACCGUGUACAGUACCGUCAGCACAUCCGCCCAUGCAUGCACUCCAUCAUCAUCACCAAAACCAACACCGGAAACACUGUCCAAUCGAUAGGAGUGUAUCUUCCGACUGUUGGAUGACGUGCUAG
This is a messenger RNA of Anopheles marshallii, 2994 nucleotides long. It is a transcript of the gene uex, whose product is annotated as unextended protein. Gene Ontology annotation, molecular function: transmembrane transporter activity. Gene Ontology annotation, biological process: magnesium ion homeostasis; transport. Bases 1 to 2994 code for a protein of 997 amino acids. The transcript has 12 exons. The record is from RefSeq and is a predicted model, not a curated record. Gene Ontology annotation, cellular component: plasma membrane. Lineage: Eukaryota; Metazoa; Arthropoda; Insecta; Diptera; Culicidae.